Molecule: messenger RNA, 1476 nt
Organism: Anthostomella pinea
Lineage: Eukaryota; Fungi; Ascomycota; Sordariomycetes; Xylariales; Xylariaceae
Source: the annotation of a GenBank genome assembly
AUGCGAACGGCGACCUUCAGCAUAGGGUUCCUGGUGGGCUUGGCCCAAUCAGCUGCCCUCAACAGACGGGCUGCUCUCGAGGACUGCCUUUCGACGACCAACACUACCAUCGAUGUCGCCGGAUCAGAUGAUUGGGUUUCCGAUGUCAAGCCCUUCAACACGAGGUUGCCGUUCACACCCGAAGUAAUCGCUGUCCCAACCACAGUGGAGCAGAUCCAAAACGCCAUCGCGUGCGGCUCAGAGCUCGAGUACAAGGUAACCCCGAAGAGCGGUGGGCAUAGCUAUGCUUCGCUCGGUCUUGGAGGCGAAGACGGGCAUCUGGUCAUCGAGCUCGACCGCAUGUUCGCCGUCACGCUUGACAACGAGACGAACGUUGCGACCGUAGAGCCCGGCGCGCGGUUAGGGCAUGUCGCUACGGAGCUAUACAAUCAGGGUGGUCGCGCUAUAUCUCAUGGAACCUGUCCUGGUGUUGGCAUAUCAGGUCACGCCCUCCACGGUGGGUAUGGCAUGGCCUCACACAGUCGAGGUCUGACCCUGGACUGGGUGGCUGGCAUGAACGUAGCAUUAGCGAACGGCACACUCGUGCAUACGUCGGCAACAGAAAACCCAGAACUGUACUGGGGCAUGCUCGGGGCCGGAUCCAACUUCGGUGUUGUGACAUCGUACGAAUUCAACACAUUUGAGCCUCCGGCGAAUCUGACGUGGUUCGUGGCGACCUUGCCCUGGAAGAAGAACAAUUCGGUGCAGGCGUUGGAAGCAUUGGAAGACUACACCAUGAACAUCAUGCCAGCUGAGUUGAACAUGCGUGUAUUCGGCACAUCAAGCCUGACCCAGUUAGAAGGCGUCUACCAAGGGAACACGACGGACCUCCAAGCUGCGCUGGCACCGCUCUUCAACAAGACCGGGGGCACCAUUGGCGCAUCGAAAACGACUGACUGGAUUGGAAGCCUGGAACACUUUGCGACGAUGAGUCUCGACCAGACAAUCCCUUACAACCAGCAAGAGUACUUUUACAGCAUAAGCUUGGAACUCAAGGGUCUGAAUGGUACUUCUGCAGAGAACUUUGUCGACUAUUGGUUCGACACCGCGAAGAACCAGACCUCGUUCUGGUAUUACCAGAUGGACCUGCAGGGAGGCGUGAAUUCGGGCGUGUGGAAAGUCGACCACGACCUCACGUCGUACGCCCACCGAGACAAGUUGUACAUUCUCCAAUUCUGGCUCCAGCCAACGAGCGGCGAGAUCACCGAGGAUGGGUUCAAGUUCAUCGACGACUGGGCUUCGACGACCACCGCUCCUCUUGCGCCCGCUGACUGGGGGAUGUACGCGAACUAUCCAGACACCAGUCUGAACCGGACGACAGCGCAGCAGGUGUACUGGGGCGAAAACCUCUCGAGGUUGCAGGAGCUCAAGGCGCAGUACGAUCCGACGGAGCUGUUCUAUUAUCCCACCUCGCUGGAGCCAGCCGCGGCGACAUAG